AUGUCUCACCUUUUGAUUUCAGGCGAUAUCGAAGUCUGGGACGCGAAGAGACAGCCGGGCGGUGAUAAUCCUUGCAGGCGAAACAAUGGCAAUUGUUCUCACCUGUGCCUUCUGAGCUCGGCAAAGCCCGGUUACAGCUGCGCCUGUCCCACCGGCGUCAAACUGAUCGACAAAUACACGUGCGCCAAGAGGCCGGAGGAGCUGCUGCUGAUCGUCCAGCGAACGGAGAUCUGUCGGAUAUCCCUGGACUCGCCCGAUUACACCAACUUUGUGCUGCCGCUCACCGGCAUCAAGCACGCGAUCGCGAUCGACUUCGAUCCGGUGGAAGAGUUGCUGUACUGGACCGACGAACAGACAUACGCCAUCAGACGAGCACCUCUUGACGGAUCGAGUCAGCAGGACGUGAUCUCCACGGAGGUGGCUAAUCCAGAUGGAAUCGCGAUAGACUGGAUCGCCCGCAAUCUCUAUUGGACGGACACCGGGACUGAUCGGAUCGAAGUGGCGCGGCUAGACGGGAAAUAUCGGCGCGUGUUGGUGAACGAGGACCUGUUCGAGCCACGAGCGAUCGCGGUCGCGCCCGAGCACGGCUGGAUGUUCUGGACCGACUGGAACGAGAAGCGGCCGAAGAUCGAGCGCAGCAAUCUCGACGGCAGCGAGCGCAUGUUACUGAUCACCAAGGACAUCGUCUGGCCGAACGGCAUCGCCCUGGACCUAGAGCGCAAGAAGAUGUACUGGUGCGACGCGAAGACCGACAAGAUCGAGGUGUCCAACAUGGAUGGGACCGAUCGGCGCGAGGUCAUCACCGACAAUCUGCCGCAUCUGUUCGGCCUCAGUCUGCUGGGCGAUUAUCUGUACUGGACCGAUUGGCAGCGCCGCAGCAUCGACCGCGCGCACAAGCUCACCGGUGGCAAGCGCGAGGUCAUUGUCGACCAGGUGCCCAAUGUCAUGGGAAUCAAGGCUGUACAUCUCGGCCAAAUGAACGCCAGCAGUUCGCUGUGCGCUCGCAACAACGGCGGAUGUAGCCACCUCUGUUUCAACAAGCCCAACAACAGAUACGUCUGCGCCUGCCAGAUGGGCUACGAAUUGACCAAGGACAAGCGUACUUGCGUCGUACCGGACGCCUUCCUGCUCUUUUCCAGGAAGGAGAAUCUUGGCCGGAUCAGCAUCGAGAACGUUAACAAUGAUAACAUCAUACCUGUUACCGGUAUCAGAGAAGCCAGCGCUAUAGACUUUGACUUGUCUGAGAACCGCAUUUAUUGGACGGAUAAUAAGCUAAAAACUAUCACGCGUGUCUUCAUAAAUGGAUCGGAUAUCGAAAAGAUAGUCGAUCUCGGCUUAGAAGCACCGGACGGUAUUGCAUUUGAUUGGAUCGCGCACAAUCUCUACUGGAGUGACACCACCUCACAUAGAAUAGAGAUGAUAAGAAUAGAAGGGGGCAGCAGGAAAAUACUCUUGUGGCAAAAUCUUGACGAGCCUAAGAAUGUUGCUGUGGAUCCACAGAGAGGUCAUCUGUACUGGGCCGAAUGGGGCGAUACCGGCAGCAUCGAGAGGGCACUGCUGGACGGGACACAGCGGCAAAUGAUUGUCACAAAAAUCGGCAAGGCGAAUGGUCUGACAAUCGACUAUGCGGGGCGCAAAUUGUACUGGGCUGACAUCUCCGCGCCUGCAAUCACCUCUUACGAUCUGCUGACAAAUCGGAAGGAUGCCGUCAUUUCGCGUAACAUAGUCUAUCCGUUCAGCGUUACGCAGUAUCGGGACUACAUUUAUUGGGCGGAUUGGAACACGGGCGACAUCGAGAGGGCGGACAAGAUCACCGGGGCGAAUCGCACCAAGAUCCACACGAAUCUAGCGUCGGUGACGGACCUGAAGGUGUUUCACGCGUCGCGGCAGGCCGGUUCAAACCCGUGCGCGAUCACAAACGGCAAUUGCAGCCACUUCUGCAUCGCGCUGCCGGGCCCGAACGACAGUGCGUCCGUCUCGCACAGAUGCGCGUGUCCCACGCACUACAGUUUGGCGCGGAACAACCGGACCUGCGUGGCGCCGCGACACUUUAUGAUUUAUAGUCUGCGCACCGCGAUCGCGCGUUAUCUGCCCGAUCAGACAGACGACUGCGCGGAAGUGGUGUUACGCAUACAGGGCCUGAAGAACGUCCGCGCGAUCGAGUUCGAUCCAGUGACGCAGCACGUCUACUGGAUCGAUGGUCGCUCGACGAUCCGCCGCGCUCUGGAGAACCGGACGCAGCAGCAGCAGCACAGCAGCUCGAUUGUGAUCACCAUCGGAAACGGACAUGCGUUCGACCUCGCGCUGGACCCACUGGGUAGGCUGCUCUUCUGGACGUGCUCGACGAACGACGCACUCAACGUUACGCGACUGGACAAUGGCUCGGCUCUCGGCGUCGUGGUGAAGGGCGACGGCGAGAAGCCGCGUCACAUCGCCAUCCACUCACAGCAGCGAUUGCUUUUCUGGACGGACAUUGGCAAGAGACGGGUGGUGCGCAGCAAGAUGGAUGGCAAGGAGCGCCAUACAAUCGCGGGCGAUUUGCAGGAGCCGCCUACCGGCUUGACAGUGGACACCACAACGUACAUCGUGUACUGGUCGUACGGCAGGCACAUCGAAUGCUCCAACUUCGAGGGCGGUAAUCGCAAACUUCUCACUUCCACCACACAGGGCUCGGCACUGCACUUGACUGUCCUCUUCGACUACAUCUACUGGUACGAUCGGGAUGCGCAGAUGAUCGAGCGGAUCAACAAGACGUUCGACGGGACUAACAGGCGACCCAGGAACUUGACGACGAGCCGCGCGUUCACGGAUCUCAUCGCGGUCAACAUGCCCGAGGACUCGCUCAUGGAGACGCACGUGUGCAGCCCGUUCAACGACUACGGCGGCUGCUCGCACUUCUGCGUCGGGACUAAUACCGUUGCCGACGAGGCCGCCACGUCGCCCCGUUGCUCGUGCCCCAAGUCGUUGGUUCUGUCCGACGACGGCCGAACCUGUCGCGCGGCGCCUGUCUGCGGGAACGAUCACUUCACGUGCGCCGCGCCGAACGCGGCCGUGAGCAAGGAUUGUAUACCGGCCACGUGGAAGUGCGACGGGCAAACCGACUGUUCGGACGGCAGCGACGAGCUGGGAUGUCCCACGUGCUCCCGCGAUCAAUUCAAAUGUCAGAAUCACUGUAUCGAAUUGUCCUGGGUAUGUGACGGAACUCAACAGUGUCCGGACGGUUCGGAUGAGGCGCAAUGCUGUCAGAGCGGGCAAUUUCAGUGUGUCGGAAAUGGCGUCUGCAUUUCCGGGGCGUUAAAGUGUAACGAAUGGGACGACUGCGCCGACGGCAGUGACGAGCUACCGCCAGCCUGCCCGCACAAUCCGCAUCGGCAGAACGCCGGCCCUGAGAUCAACGAAUCCAAGAUGACCUACAUCAUCAUCUUUCUAGUGAUAUUGCCCGUGUUCAUCGCGAUUGUUUUAAGCUACUACUGCUGCCGCAGAAGGUUUACUGGAAACGAGGGUUUGCCCGAUAUACUGCACGAUUCAGCGGGAGAUCCAUUAUCACCAAAAUCUAGUUCAAACAAUCGAAUGGUGAUGCCGAUGUUUGUUUCGCAAAAGAACAACAGGAAGGACGGAGGAGGAAGUGGAGGUCUUAAGGCUGGGAUGGCAGGCGUGAGGAUGUCCAUGUUGAACGGAAGUAGUCUUGGCUCGAGUUAUGAUCGCAGUCAUAUUACAGGUGCAUCAAGUUCUACUAGGGGUAGUUCCGCGGGUGGAUAUCCUCAGGAAACUCUGAAUCCUCCUCCAAGUCCAGCGACAAUCGUUAGCUCGACGCGUUGCUCGAGCAGCAACGCGUCGCGUUAUAAGCCAUAUCGACACUACAGGAGUAUCAAUCAACCGCCACCGCCAACUCCGUGUAGCACCGAUGUCUGCGAUGAGUCGGACAGUAAUUAUCCAGCGCGCUAUCGUUACGAGAGCGAACCGUUUCCACCGCCGCCAACUCCGCGGUCUGUCUAUCACAGUGACGCGGCGAUCAGCUGCCCACCGUCCCCGAGUUCCAGAUCGUCCACAUAUUUUAGUCCCCUACCGCCACCACCGUCGCCGGUGCCUUGAGGAAAGGCCUGAAGUAGAGACAGAUAAUGCUCUGGUGCUUCUACUCUUGCAUUUAUCUUAUUUCAGUAUUCUUUUUUGUUAUCGAUAGUUAAAUCUUAUUGGUUACGGUCAAUUAAAUCGACCAUUGCGCAUAGCAGUUUCAACGGAAACUUAAACAGGCAAAUAGUAAUUGAGGAAUCGACAGUAGGUUCUUACGAAACGAUAUAAGGAAAAAUAUGGCAAAAAUAUAUUAGCUUUUACAGCAAUAAUCUCUGUCAUAUAGCAAAUUCAAGUGGAUAUGCCAUGUGCAUACUGGUUCAUAUUAAAGAUAUUUGUACACUAGUUUAUGUAUAAAGGCGUUUGUAUAAUAAGUGGAUGAAUUUGGAUGCCCGACAUGGGUUAUCAUAUUGUUCAAUAGAAUGCAUUAGAGCACUUUAGUCAUAAAGCACUUAUUUAUGUUUUACAUCUGCAUAUAUAUUUUUACAUCUAAAUAGAUGAAUGCAUGUAUAUACACAUUACAUACAAUUUACUUUAAUUUGUACCAGUGUAUUAAUCGAAUUCGCUCUUUAAUUACUCGUUAGCAUAAUAACGAACAGUUUUAUUAGAAAUACUGUAAGACCAGCGUGUAAUCUCAUUCAAAGGAUUAAGGUAAAUUAUACAGGUAGAACGUACCAGAGCGAAAUUCUAUCAAAGCAAGUAUUUCUCAUGUAACCUCACGUUUUGGACUUUGCACUUUUCAAUCUUUGACGUGAUAAAAUUCUAUUUUGUGAGAGUCAUAUGAUCAUUAGAAUUUACAACAAUUUAUCAUAACUCCCAUUAAUCGAUUAACGGUUACUUUUGGAAUAAAACUUCUGUUACGGAAAGAAAAUAAUUUUAUUGAUAUAAUUCUUCUUUCAAUUUUUAAUUUCGGAACGUAAUAGAGUUUUCCAAAGAAAUAAUUUUAUAUUUCGAUAACAUUACGAUAAUGACCCAUUAAUCUAAGAUUGAAAAUAGUCGUAGUUUAAUUUUAAUUUUCAUUGUAAUUAUGAUUAUUUUAGUUUAUGUAUAUAAUAUACAUAUAAUU
This is a messenger RNA of Vollenhovia emeryi, 5134 nucleotides long. RefSeq names its product low-density lipoprotein receptor-related protein 5 (gene arr). Lineage: Eukaryota; Metazoa; Arthropoda; Insecta; Hymenoptera; Formicidae. Gene Ontology annotation, molecular function: protein binding. The transcript has 10 exons. The coding region runs from base 1 to 4092 and encodes 1363 amino acids. The record is from RefSeq and is a predicted model, not a curated record.